AUGGCCACCGCAACCGCUACCACGACCACUUCCACGCUACACGGCUUCUCCCUCUUCCCCAGCACGGUUCCCAAGAUCGCCAUUCCGAAUCCCCACAAGAGAAAUCCCAGCUUGCACAGGAUCAGUAUGGUGGCUUCACCAGACGACACUUUAUCGCCUGCUGGAGAGUCGGUUGUAUUCAAGAUGGAAGAGGAACAGCCGCCCUUGCCUCAACUUCCCGGUCACUUGAACGAGCAGAAUCGAACACGUGAAUCAACACCCUCGCCAGACGAUAUCGGUCGAGCAGUGACCACGCACUCGCCUAUUGACGGCCGAACUCCAGCUCAAGCCACCUCACCUUCCACGGCAGCAGCCAAAUAUACACCCUCACUAUAUCAAUCGCCAGUGAUGAACCAGACGUCUCUUCAGCCUUCUUCAUCUUUAGGCACAGGAUCAGCUACUACGUUGGUCGCUCAGCCAGCUCCCACGGCAUCGACGCCCAUCAACAGGAACAAGUCGCCUGUCGAUCCAUCACCAAUUGUCCCGAUUCGCUCAAUGUUCCCCGUCUAUGACCCAUCCGUGCCUCCAACUCAGCAAGCGUAUGCGCCACCCAGACCGCUACCGGCAAGACUGUCAGGGCUGCCACCUUUCGCUGUCCCUGCAAGGGAAGAGUACCGAAGUAGUUUGUCGAUGCCUUUCACUGCCGCGGCGGUACCGAGGACAGCCCCCGCCAGCGUCCUCAAUUUCCCUUCAGAUGUUAUGAGUGUCAAUGGCGGGCCACGCGUCUCGACACAGAGGGAGCUGGAGAAGCUAUGGGACGUCUCCCAUGGCACGGAGCCCGGGUGUUCGAUAAGGAGUUUUGAGCUUGAGAUGGCCAGAACGGAAGAAGCAACUUUUGUUUUUGGCUCGCACCCUUCGUUACCUUUCUACACCCUCCAGACCUUUGAUACCAACGAAAUUGCUAUCAGCAAGACCUGCCCUAAGCGGGCGCCCCAAACAGCCACGUUGCCCUCAGCCUCCGAACCGCCGUUGACACGCGACGUCGUCCUCUGCCCGCUCGAGCCGGCCGAACGCAGACAGCCACCGAAUGAUGGUCUCGUGGCUUUUGUCUUCCCCAAACUCGCGGCCAUGUUGGCAAUCAAUCAGUCCGCCGCGCUUGCCAAGCAGCACAACCUCGCUCCCACGGACAGAGACGACAUCGAGGCCCACGCCGUGCGAAGAGCCGCCAAGCAAGAAGCAUGCAACCUGCGCUACAACGCCAGGGGCGGCUUCUACGAACUUGAACAUCCCGCCAUCGGGCGCGGCGCCAUGGGCGGUGACUUUGCGACCAAGUCGCCGACCCUCAGCUCCCCUACUACCAUUCGCUCACUGACGGGAAAGCCGGUCCUACACAUCAUCAUCUCGAAGGACAGCCCCCUCCCUUCCAUCCACGUGGUUGACCCUAACGCUUCCCGCCGUGCAGCCGCAAGCAUCAUGACACCCACGAUGGCAAACCCGUCGUCGCCAGGGCCUAAGAUCCGCCGCCUCUCAACCGUCCCUCAAACAGACACGUCUCCUUCUUCGGAAUAUCCGCCCCUCGCAACACUGGACCUGACAUCUGAAAUCCUCCACAUCGACGCCAACGCCAUCCUAGAACUUAUGCCCUCUCUCUUUAGCAUCGAUUGCGUCGUCUCGGCCAUCAUGGCCGUCGCAGUCGCAGAUGCGACCACUAACCCCGCAAUGGGCAGCAUGGAGAUCUGGAAGCCCAGACCCGCGCCCCCGUCCCGGUACGGCGGCCCCACUACAGGAGCACGCAGCAUCUUCAACGGAGCCGGAGUGCCAGGGAGUCUCCGGCCCAUGGGCACCCGACCCGGGAGCGUGAAGUCCUACGCCGGAUCGGCCUUUUACGCCACCAUCGCCGAGCGAGAAGAGGCCGAGGAGGAAGCCAAGCUGAUGCGGAGGACCCACCAGGAGGAUGUCCGCGCCGCGAAGUCGUCCUCGAAGGCCAAGGCCAAGUCCAAGUCCAGGCCGUCGAGAACAUGGUUCGGCCGCUCUACCUCGGAAGAGACAGACUCGUCAUCCGACAUCGAGCAAGGCUCAUCGUCGCGGCGCAAGAACAAAAAGAACAAGAACAAGAACAAGACGAUUGUCAUGCGCGAGUUCGACCUCGAGAAGCUGGGCCACUACCAGUCCGGCGAGCGCAAGGGCGAGGAGUUGCCAGCUAUGACGAGAGGCGCGAUCGGAGGCCUGGUGAUGGGGUUGAAACUUGUGGUGUGGUUUUUGACGCUCGUGGUCCAGGUUAUCACGUGGUUGCUUGUGCAUAUUACGCGGGGCGUCACGAGUGAGAAGUUCUGA
Messenger RNA from Cladophialophora yegresii CBS 114405, 2313 nucleotides. RefSeq lists its product as uncharacterized. The record is from RefSeq and is a predicted model, not a curated record. The transcript has a single exon. NCBI's taxonomy places the organism in Eukaryota, Fungi, Ascomycota, Eurotiomycetes, Chaetothyriales, Herpotrichiellaceae. Bases 1 to 2313 code for a protein of 770 amino acids.